This is a messenger RNA of Oryza brachyantha (malo sina), 1834 nucleotides long. RefSeq names its product F-box/LRR-repeat protein At5g02910-like. Bases 211 to 1698 code for a protein of 495 amino acids. The record is from RefSeq and is a predicted model, not a curated record. The transcript has 3 exons. Lineage: Eukaryota; Viridiplantae; Streptophyta; Magnoliopsida; Poales; Poaceae. Gene Ontology annotation, molecular function: protein binding.
UUUAGCGGCAGUGGCACGGAGGAGGCGACGGCACACGCACCCGGCGAGACGGACGCCUCCACACGUCUCUCCUCUCCCCCUCUUCUUCUUCCUCCUCCGCGAUACUCAGAGAGAGAGAGAGAGAGGAAUACCCACCCAGCCACCCGCGUCACGAAUCCAUCCAUCCGCAUCGAUGCGGCGCUGGUGGUAGGAGGGGAGGGGGAGGGGGAAAUGGUGGGGGAUCAGGAGAGGCGGCGGCGGAGGGGGUGGAGGGAGGAGGAGGACCGCAUCUCGGAGCUCCCGGACGCGCUGCGGCUGCAGAUUCUGAGCCUGCUGCCGCUCAAGUCGGCCAUCCGGACAGGGGUGCUCUCGUCGCGGUGGAGGGGCCUGUGGGAGCAGCGCUGGCCCGACCCGUCGUCGGUGGAUGUGCGGCUCCCGUCCGGGGCGGCGGCCUCGGCGUCGGUGGCGGCGCUGCGCGGGGAGCACCUCGCGGCGGUCGAGCGGCGCGGGAGGCGGCGGAUGGACUGCCUCUCGCUCGCCUUCCACGCGGGCCAGCUCGCGCCGCCCGAGCUCAAGCGGUUCAUCGAGUACGCGGCGGCGUGCGACGUCGAGGAGGUGCGGCUCCGGCUCGACGGCGGAGGCGGCCGCGGCGCGCGCGGGGGGACGCGCCGGCCCGGCGCGCUCGCGGUGCACUUCCCCAUCGGGAGCAAGCUCCUCGCGCGCCUGUCGGUGCGGGGGCUCCACCUCACGGCGUCGGCCAACGCGAUGGUCGCCACGCUCGAGGUGAUCCAUUUCCACUCGGUUUCCCUCACGGACGCCGCGCUGCGGCGGGUGGUCUCCGCCUGCCCGCGCCUCCGCGAGCUCGAGCUCCGGUACUGCCGCCACCUACGCCGUAUCGAUUUCACCGUUGGGGCCGCCAAUCUUAAGAGUCUCACCGUCGUGGACUGCUCCCGUGCCACGGAGCUGCGUGUGCCUUCGGCGCCCCGCCUUCGGUCGUUCCGGUUCAGCGGUGCGUUCCUCUGCAGCAACAUUUUCGGUAGCACCGUGGAUUGUCUUGAGCAUCUGUACCUCUGCUCGGGCGGGCCAGAAACAGGUUUGCCGCGCACCAACUUGCCGUCGGCAGUACCCCGCCUCUCAAACCUCACCGUACUCACACUAUGCAGCAUUGCCCUUCAGUAUGUUUCUGCUUCAGUAGCCACGACCACGACCACGACCACCAUGGACAGGAGCUUGCACAGCUUGAGAGAGCUCCAGCUGCUCAUGUUUGGAAUGGCCAACUCCAAUCUCGCAGAUAUCUAUAGCUUCCUCAAGGCCUGCCGUUGUCCUCAGUUGGAGAGGCUCUUUGUGCAGCUCCCUACGAACACAUAUGAUUCGUUCACGACGAAUUAUUUGGAGGUGGCAGAGGAAGAACCGCCAGAAGGCGGAUUGGAAAACCUUUGGUCGGCCAAGAUGACAAACUUCAAGGGUUAUCGCAAUGAGAUACGACUGGUGGAUUUCCUGCUGAGGAAGGCUAGCUGUCUGAACAAACUAUUCCUGAUUGCUCCCAAGGAGGUUCUCCCACAAGUCCACCGAAAGGUCCACUCGGAGGCACUGCCCCAUUUUCUAAAGACAGAUGUAUCACGUCUUGAAAGAGCUUCAGUAACUGCCCAGAUAAUUUUUGAUGAGUCUGUUAGUCCUCAGUCACAACCAUUGCAUUCAGAGGUCUUUGUCAGAAUUUAGCUGAAAUAAGCAAUUGCGUCGUACUUUAAUUGCUGCUCCUUAAUUGUUACCACUAUAGCUUUUAGGCAACAGACAUGAAAAAAGAUCUGCAAGCAUACAGAGUUUGGUAUAAUAUAGUUGCAAUUUAUGUUUUGAA